AAACACAAUGUAAAAACAGACAAAACGCACUUAAUGGCAGCCACAAUAUGAUACCCUGGAUGCGCGAGAAAUUCAACGAGAAGCGCGCCAAGUGGCUAGCACGCAGCAAGCAACGGGGCAGCGAAACCGAACCCAACUCCAGUGCCACCAGCCCACGCACAGCGAGCAGCGCCAGCGGCAGCGGCAGCUGCAGCGAUGAGGGCAGCAGACUUAGCCUGCGCAGCGGCGCCUCCAGCAGUUCGGUGCCAGUGCAGACAACGGAAACGGAAACGCAAACGGAUCUCAUUGGCGGCAGCGGCGGCUGCGUUUUGCGCACACCCUCGCCGGCGCGCAGGCGACGGAUCCAAUUGGAGCUGCAGUUGCAGCAGGAAAAAGCAAGGAAAGCGGAGCAAGCGAAUGCUUUGUUUCUCAGAAAAAACCAUGCAAGGCUCACAACAACUUCAUCAACGGUUGUGCAGGAUGAGGAUACGGCCAAAACUGGCGAAACAAUUACCGUGCGCGUCAUUUGUCCCAGCUCUCGUGUGCUCAUCUUUCAGACGGACAUGAAUAAGCGCCUGAACGAUCUGAAAAGUGAGGUCAUUCUGGAACUGAGCGACGAUCCCGAUUCCAUACAGCUGUUUGCGCCCGAUGUGCGGCAUUUGAAUCCACGUUAUCGUCUCUAUCGUGCCGAGUACUUUGGCGGCGAACUCAACGAGGCCCAGACGCUUGCCCAGCUCCAUGUGCGAAACAAUGAGACGUUUAUAUUGUCGCCACGCCGCAAUACGCUCUCGCACACCGUGACGCGCACCCGCGAGGUGCCUGGCCCCAACGAUGCCCUGCUAGAGAGCGCCACACGGUUUGUGCACAACAAUACCAACACGUUGCCCAUCAUAGACAUCAAUGAGAUCUUUCAGCAGUCAAAUAUACAAUACGAUGUGCGCAAGGUGCUCAUUUCGCUGGCUCAGGCCUCGGCAGCAAUUAUUGGCGCCGGCCCGUAUGCGCCACGUUUGAUUAGCAUGCUGAAGCAGCGUUUGGUCAAUCGGCGUAACCAUCAGGCGGACACGCUGCAGUGCCUCGUUGACAUGGGCUUCACACGCGAGGUGUCCGCCCAGGCUCUGCGUUCCAACAAUGGCAUCUACUCAACUACAUUGGAGUGGCUCAUACAGAAUCAACGAGACGAUGAUGCACAGCAGCCAGCGCAGCCGGCGAUGAAUAUGCAGCAAAGCGCCUCCUCAAUUUCACCCUCAACCAUUGUCACCGAUAAUGAAACCAUCGAGAAUACCGCUGCUCUGUUGCAAAUUGUGCGGAUAUACAGUCAUCGCGAUGCGCCGCCAACUGAUGAGAUUGUCGAAUCGCUUACCGAAAUGGGCUUUGAAGAGGCCGCUGUCCUAUCGGCGCUUAGGAAGACGGGCAACAACAAGGCCUCCGCCUGUGACUGGCUCUGCGAGAAUCGUUCGGCUAGCGUGAUUGAGCUACGGGAGGGUCUGGCACCAGAUUCACCAAUUCUUAAAGUAAUACUCGAAAUGCCGCAAGUGCAAUUGACGCUCAGCAAUCCAAAAACCUUUUUGGCCUUUUUGGCCAUACUGGAGAACGAGAAUGCGAUACGUGUGUGGCGCGGCGAUAAUGAUACCACCUCAGUUAUCACACAUAUCCUGCAAAAGUAUCACGAGGAGAAGCAUGUGAUGGGCAUCAAUCAGUUCUACAUUAAUCGCUGGUGAAGGCGAACCCUUUAAAGUGGCCUAAAUAUUGAGAUUAACCAAAUUCUAUUUAUACAUGCAUAUAUACAUUCACAAGCCUAUACAUAUACAUUUACAUAUGGACACAUAUAUAUAUAGAGAUAUAUAUGUAUAUUUAGAUAUAUACACCUACAAACAUACAUACAUGCAUAGGCACUUGACGUGCAUCAGUUAUCAGUUAAGCGCAUUUGAGCCUCAUAAACAUAUUGUAUGUAUAAAAAACAAAAUGACAAAAAAAUUAUAAUAAGUAAAUUGAACUAAAUUGCACCAAGCCAAAUAUGCAAAACGCUUCGCUUACAGAGCACAUUGGCUGCAAUCGACAAACGCUUACCGAUCAGUACGAAAUUCAUUAAAUAUAGUCUAUACUAACUACUAUAGUUCUAUCAACUUAGUUCUAGUCAUGUUUCGUAAGCUUUUCAAACAUUUAUCAAACCUAUCUAAAAAGUCGCACAAAAUCUGAAACAAAAACUAUUUUCACCCAACUGAAACACGUAGAUGAUGCGGAUUUUUGUGCGUUGUAUUUACAAGAGUUGUUGGAAAUAAACAAAACAAAACAAAAAUAAUAAUAAAAAUAAACAAGAGUGAAAAA
This is a messenger RNA of Drosophila novamexicana, 2304 nucleotides long. RefSeq names its product ubiquitin-associated domain-containing protein 1 (gene Kpc2). Lineage: Eukaryota; Metazoa; Arthropoda; Insecta; Diptera; Drosophilidae. Bases 48 to 1697 code for a protein of 549 amino acids. The record is from RefSeq and is a predicted model, not a curated record. The transcript has 6 exons. Gene Ontology annotation, molecular function: protein binding.